Molecule: messenger RNA, 240 nt
Organism: Globicephala melas (long-finned pilot whale)
Lineage: Eukaryota; Metazoa; Chordata; Mammalia; Artiodactyla; Delphinidae
Source: RefSeq, a predicted model, not a curated record
AUGUUCCACUAGAUCCUUGGUUAGGCCAAGAAGCAUACAAGCUUGAUUUCUUUCUUCGUAUUUAUUGGAGCCGGAGGUACUGGAGCAGCACUGUAUAUCUUGUAUCUGGCAUUGCUCAGUCAUUUGGAACAGAAAGAAUAUCCCAGAACCCAGAAGAAAUUGAAUCCCAGUGAUCAAUAUAUAUUCUACUCAGUGAAUGUGGAUUACAGCAAACUGAAGAAAGAAGGUCCAGACUUCUAA